This is a messenger RNA of Mycena citricolor, 1405 nucleotides long. Lineage: Eukaryota; Fungi; Basidiomycota; Agaricomycetes; Agaricales; Mycenaceae. The record is from the annotation of a GenBank genome assembly.
CCAACAACCAUCAAACCGCACUCUACCAAUAACGCUCGCCGUCCCGCAGCCGGAAACUCUCCCAUUUCCCGGCGCCCGCCAUGAGCUUCCAAGACGUCGAAUCAGGGCUUGACCCACGCUCUUCAGCAACCGUCUCGAGUGAAGAAGGCGCCUUCAUCACCCUCCAGUCCUCCCUGUCGCUCCAAGUCUUCAAGAUCAACUCCAAUGUGCAGGCUAUUCGGGGCCGUGUCGACCAGCUGGGGACGCCCAAAGACUCGGCUGCCCUGCGAAAGAGCCUACACGACCUCACCGAGACCACGCGCGACCUUGCGAAACGCGGUGGGGAGGACCUCAAGAAGCUAGCUGCAAUGCAGGCCGCGCUUCCCUCGAAGAAGACCGCGCUGCAGAAGAUCUCGAACGACCUGGAAGCCGCGUUGGUCGAGUUCCAGCGUGCGCAGCAUGUCAGCGUCGAGCGGCAGAGGUCUGUCGUGCAGGGGGUGAGGUUGGCCGUGGAUGAUCAUGACGCCCCUCCACCCGAAUACGAAGAAGACUCCCAAGUGCAACGGCAAGCGCAGGUUCUGCAGCAACAGCUCUCGCCGCAUGAACUUGCGUAUCAAGAGUCAUUGAUCCAAGAACGGGAGCAGGAAAUACGGGAGAUCGAGACGGGUAUCCACGAGCUCGCAGAGAUCUUCCAUGACCUGGGGACACUAGUCCAGCAGCAAGGCGGCAUGCUCGACAACAUCGAGUCGAACAUCUCGUCAGUCGCCGCAGACACUUCCAGCGGCGCGGAGGAACUACGGACAGCUUCGGACUACCAGCGCAAGGCCGGCCGACGCGCUGCGUGCCUGAUGGUCAUCCUCGUCAUCGUCACCGCCAUCGUGUUGCUAGCCAUUCUUUCAUAGACACCGACCGACACAUUCACUCGAUCUGACUGCCAGCAUUUAUACCAUUCACAUCGGUACUAACCUAAUGCAUAACUUAUCGUAUGCUAUUCAAGUCAGCUAGCUUAGACUCCGCAUCUUUCGAUAUACAUGUCGGGCUAACAUUGACUACUUUCAUCCAUCGUGAUACCGCCCAUACCGACACGUCCACUACCGUAAGAGGCAAAGACCUACAACUUGGAGGUAGGCGGUAAGAGACCCGACUCUUGCCAGGGAAGACCGAGAAACUCCCAGAUGAAGUGGAAUCUGCGCUCAUGCCUGUCAGCUACAACCAAGAACACCCAGCCUCUGCAACGCAUGAUUACCUGUCGCUCCCGAAGAAGGGCUCCUCCUUCCCGUUGCCGUCCUGCACCCACAUCCACGGCGCUCCGAAAGCCCCGAGCUCGACUACUCUGCGUGUAUUGCUCGUGAGACAGUCCUUCCAUUCUUUCUGGGCCGGUGCCGCCAAUAUCGCGUCGACUUGCGCGUCCGAGUAAAGGUGCAAU